Messenger RNA from Pan troglodytes (chimpanzee), 1967 nucleotides. RefSeq names its product translocase of inner mitochondrial membrane 21 (gene TIMM21). Lineage: Eukaryota; Metazoa; Chordata; Mammalia; Primates; Hominidae. The coding region runs from base 904 to 1650 and encodes 248 amino acids. The record is from RefSeq and is a predicted model, not a curated record. Gene Ontology annotation, cellular component: TIM23 mitochondrial import inner membrane translocase complex. The transcript is spliced from 6 exons. Gene Ontology annotation, biological process: protein import into mitochondrial matrix.
ACGCCCACGCUUGCGCAGACGGCACCGCGCCAGACACCCGCUCACAAAGCGGGCUUCUAGAAACUUCCGGGCCUCGGCUUCCCUACCCACCCCUAACAUUCUGCCGCCAAGGGCGCCAAGCCAAGUUCGCGGCUUAACCAUUUAGGAAACCGGUGCCUGCUUUGCAGCGGCCUCGUUCAUCCCCACUUGCUAACUCUUUAUUGUCCAGUUUUUCUGAAAACACAGUAAAACGCAAAAACUAAAUCAUUUGCCCACGCGGAAUUGGCAAGACCACAGUCAGAGGGGGUAUUUCCCACUGUGCACAGUCCUCUCUAUAAGGAUCAGGAAAACACGUAGAUGGUAACUGCUAAUUUGGCUUUUGCAAGUCCCGCCUGAACCACGUAGGGUAGGUGGUACCAAUUCGGACACCAACACCCCAUUUUCCCGCCGCUCCAAGGACGCGCAGCGUCUACGCCGACGCUGGGCGCAGAGGCGUCUGGGGGCGCGGGAAGGGCCUGCGCCGUGCUCUGGCCGCCUUGAAUUGUGGGAGAUGUAGUCUCUUUUGCGCGCCUCUUUGCCGUAUCCCAGUUAAGAGCGAGGUUUUCAAACUACUAUUCCCAGGAAGACGGGGGUUUCCCAGGUGACUUUGCGAAGGCAUGGCGGGGACACUGUGAACGUCAGCCCAGAAGGUGAUCAGAGCCUGUUAAUUAAAAUGGAAAGAAGACAAAAGGGAAGGUAGACAUCAGGUUCUCCCUGGAGACUUUUCGUUUUCAUUUACGCUGCGGAAACUGACGUUUUUGCCUAACACCCCAUGUAAUGUAAACGUAUAGGCUUGAGUACGUGUCCGGCCGCAUGUGUAGUGAACCCUAAAGCUUUCCUAAUUGUAGUUAGCAUCGUCCCUAAGCGGAACGAUUUUCCGUGAACAUGAUUUGUACUUUUCUACGAGCCGUACAGUAUACGGAGAAGCUGCACAGGUCAUCGGCAAAGCGAUUGCUUUUGCCAUACAUUGUGCUUAACAAAGCGUGCUUGAAGACUGAGCCCAGUUUGAGAUGUGGGCUUCAAUAUCAAAAGAAAACGGUGCGACCUAGAUGUAUUCUUGGAGUCACCCAGAAAACCAUCUGGACGCAGGGACCGAGCCCCCGAAAAGCAAAGGAGGAUAGCAGCAAACAAGUGUCUGUGCACAGGAGUCAGAGAGGGGGAACCGCCGUCCCAACAUCACAAAAAGUGAAAGAAGCCGGAAGAGAUUUUACCUAUUUAAUAGUGGUGCUUUUUGGAAUCAGCAUUACAGGUGGCUUGUUUUACACGAUUUUCAAAGAACUUUUUUCUUCAUCCAGUCCUAGCAAGAUAUAUGGGAGAGCCUUAGAAAAAUGCAGAUCACAUCCUGAGGUGAUCGGUGUCUUUGGUGAGUCUGUUAAAGGCUAUGGGGAGGUGACAAGGCGGGGUCGCCGGCAGCAUGUCAGGUUCACUGAAUAUGUAAAAGAUGGGCUGAAACACACGUGUGUGAAAUUCUACAUUGAGGGCUCUGAGCCAGGGAAGCAAGGAACGGUGUAUGCGCAAGUGAAAGAGAACCCAGGAAGUGGUGAAUAUGAUUUUCGAUAUAUAUUUGUAGAAAUUGAAUCUUAUCCUAGAAGAACUAUUAUCAUUGAAGAUAAUCGAUCCCAAGAUGAUUAAAAUAAUCAAGCAAGCAGGUUUCUGAUGGAUGUUGAAUGGCGUGGACUCGCUACUCCGUUCUUCACAGCUGCCUUCCAGAAUGUGUUCAAAAGAAAGACAAGAAGGAGUGUAUGGCUUAUAAAGUGAAUCUAAUACAGUAUUUGUUGCAUUUAAACAAACUAGACAUUUUCUUACGGAAAAAUUAUGAAAUACAGCAUAUUUUAUGUUCUCCCAUUGACUCAAUCAUGACAAUAUUUCUGCUUUAACACCAUCUUUCAUGAUUAGAAAUGUUUGUUAUUGAAAAUGUUACACCAUGUAAAUAAAGGAAAUAGAUUUUA